Rhincodon typus (whale shark) is the source of this 5067-nucleotide messenger RNA. Its product is annotated as segment polarity protein dishevelled homolog DVL-1. The transcript is spliced from 15 exons. Gene Ontology annotation, biological process: intracellular signal transduction; canonical Wnt signaling pathway. The record is from RefSeq and is a predicted model, not a curated record. Gene Ontology annotation, molecular function: frizzled binding. Gene Ontology annotation, cellular component: cytosol. Bases 34 to 1956 code for a protein of 640 amino acids. Lineage: Eukaryota; Metazoa; Chordata; Chondrichthyes; Orectolobiformes; Rhincodontidae.
GACUUACUCUGAAUCAUUCUAUUCCAGCUAAUCAUGUGGGUUGUGAAGGAAGAAAUUUCAGAUGACAAUGCCAAGUUACCGUGUUUCAAUGGAAGAGUAGUCUCAUGGCUGGUCCUGGCUGAAGGCUCAGCAUCUGAUGGCGGCUCACAGUGUGCAGACAGUAUGUCAGAGUUACCACCCCCCAUUGAGAGGACUGGCGGCAUCGGCGACUCCAGGCCACCAUCCUUCCAUGCUAACACUGCUGGUAGUCGGGAUGGACUGGACAAUGAAACAGGAGCAGAAUCAAUCUUGAGCAUCAGGCGGGAGCGGGAUCGACAUCGGCGAAGGAACCGAGAACGUGAGGUGCAUGACGAUGUUCCACGAGUAAAUGGACACACUAAAACAGAUCGGCAUCGGAAUGCAGGUGGCUAUGAGAGUGCUUCCACAGUGAUGAGCAGCGAGCUGGACUCGAGCAGCUUCAUUGACUCAGAUGAUGACAACACUAGCAGGUUAAGUAGCUCAGUGGAGCAGAGUGCUUCCUCUCAGCUCAUGAGGAGACACAAACGCAGGAGGCGGAGACAUCGUAUGAAACAGAUGGACAGGUCCUCAUCGUUGAGCAGCAUCACAGAUUCCACUAUGUCCCUCAAUAUUAUCACUGUGACACUCAACAUGGAGAAAUACAAUUUCUUGGGGAUCAGUAUCGUGGGUCAAAGUAAUGAUCGGGGAGAUGGUGGGAUAUAUAUCGGGUCAAUAAUGAAGGGAGGAGCAGUGGCAGCUGAUGGCAGAAUUGAGCCUGGUGACAUGCUUCUACAGGUCAAUGAUGUCAAUUUCGAAAACAUGAGCAAUGACGAUGCUGUGAGAAUUCUUCGGGAAAUUGUCUCGAAACCAGGACCCAUCAGUUUAACAGUAGCCAAGUGUUGGGACCCCACCCCGAGGAGCUAUUUUACCAUCCCCAGGACAGAACCAGUGAGACCCAUCGACCCAGCGGCCUGGAUAUCUCAUACCACUGCUAUGACGGGAACUUUUCCCCGCUAUGGUAUGAGCCCCACCACCAGUGCCAUCACUUCCACCAGCUCUUCACUAACCAGCUCUGUCCCAGAUUCAGAAAAGUAUGAGGAUACUCCACUCACAGUUAAGAGUGACAUGCCUGUUAUUGUCAAGGCCAUGCAGUUGUCUGACUCGGGAUUAGAGAUCCGUAACCGACUGUGGCUAAAGAUCACCAUUUCAAAUGCUGUCAUCGGAGCGGAUGUGGUCGAUUGGCUUUACUCACAUGUGCAAGGCUUUAAAGAUCGUCGUGAAGCAAGGAAGUACGCCAGCAGCAUGCUGAAACAUGGCUAUCUAAGGCACACAGUGAACAAGAUUACCUUCUCCGAGCAGUGUUAUUACAUCUUUGGUGACCUGUCUACCAAUUUGGCUGGCCUGAGCUUAAAUGAAGGCUCCAGUGGAACAUCAGAGCAAGACAUCCUUGCACCUCUUCCACAUCCAAAUUGUCCCUGGCCACUGACUCAGGGCUUCCCUUAUCAGUAUCCACUGCCUCAUCCGUAUUACUCGUCCACUUGCCAAGAUCCUGCUUUGACCUAUGGAAAUGGCAGCACCGGGAGUCAGCAGAGUGAAGGAAGCAAGAGCAGUGGAUCGAAUCGGAGCAUGGGUGAGAGGAAGGGCUCAGCGGGGAAGGAAAAGGAGCAGAAAGCAGACUCCAAGUCGGUGGGUAAUGGAAGUGAGCCAGACCGUACCACUGGGAACAGCGUGCAGUGCGAACGACCAGCAAGCCAGCUCAGUCACCAUAGCUACUGCUCUCAUGGACCUCCAGGGAUUCCUCCUGUUUACCAGCUGCCCACGGUCAUGGUAACAAGCGGACCUCCUGGAGCUCCUCCUGUCCGGGAUCUAGCAGCAGUCCCUCCCGAGCUGACCGGCAGCCGGCAAUCCUUCCAAAAGGCCAUGGGUAACCCCUGCGAAUUCUUUAUUGACAUUAUGUGACAUCACCAGCCUUCUGCACUAAACAACACUAAAGUCUUUGCACAAAACAAUGCUUGUGUCUCACUCCUGGUGUCACAGGAACCUCAGGCUUCUGAGUCUAACCAUAGUUCUCUUUGUUAUCUGUCCUCCAUUAAUAACAACUUUAAGUGUAUUGGUUUUGGUAAAUAUUGGUGCCAAGGACAGCUUUGUGUAAGUGUAUUCCACAUUUCAGCGUAAUCAGCACCUGAUUUUAAAGGGAUGUUGAAGACGUUUUGACAUAGCUGGAUGAUUAUCCCAGAUAAGAAUUUCAUGUGGUCCUCUCAACAUCACUCAUCUGCUGUUGUGAUGGGUGCAUCUUGGUUUUGUCAUUGUGGAUCAUCUAACCCUUUUAGCAAGCACUGUUUUGUUUUACAGAGAUGACUGAGCACAAAGGGAUGUGAUUCCAUUCCCAGCUCAGUGACGCACAAGUUGGUAGCCUUUCAAGAAUUGUUUUCCCUUGAAGCAUUAAGAAAGUUUCAACUGCAUCUCCAAACAUUCAAACAGCUGUUUCGCUCUGUAGCUUAAUCCCCUGAACAACAGGAAGUUGGACACGCUACCUGUGUAUACCAUGUUUUUGAUAUGUCUAGUUUGGGCACUUCUGUUCUGGUUGUUGCUGAACAAUGUAACUGGAUCAAUCAAGGUUCCAUCGUCAGUCAUUUCUGAAAGUUUCACAGUUUGAUUGGAACAGCUACUUAUACAUAAUGCUUUCCUUUGGUUCAGUCAGUGUUGAGACCUUUUGCAUCUAGCCUGCAUUCAUAAGGACAUGAAUUGGAUUAUGUUUUAUUUCCCAGUUUUCACAUCUGUAAUGGAGAUGCUAACUCUCAAGGGAACGCAGGUUUUAUGGGCCCCAUCUGAUCGAUAACCAUGUGCAAGUGGCCAUCAUUCACAUGCAAUAGAGUGUCAGUAGAUCAUUCAAAUGAGAUUGCCCUGCUGUCUGCUCUGUGGGACUCCUCGUUCUAUGCUGGGUGUCAUCUGUCCACUCCUGUUUCUCUCCACCUUCUCUUUUUCUUUACUCUGAGCAGUUCAGAGGCUGGGAAUUCUGCAAUGAGUAACUGGUGUCCUCACUCCCCAGAGCCCUAUUCACCAUCUACAAGGCUCAAGUCAGGAAUGUGAUGGAAUGCUUUCGAUUUACCUUGAUGGGUGUAGCUCUAGUAAAACACUUUAGAAGCUCAAAAACAUCCAGGACGAUGCAGCCUGUUUGGCGUCCCAUCCAAUACUUUGAAUAUUCACGUCCACAAGUGCACAGUAGUAGCGGUGUGCACCAUCUACAAGGUACACUGCAGCACCUCACCAAAGGCCCUUCAACGUGGCCUUCCAAACACCCAACUUCUGAGAAGAACAAGGGCAACAGAUGCAUGGGAACACCAAACUUGCAAGUACCCCUCCAAACCACACACCAUGCUUACUUGGAACAACAUCACAGUUCCUUAACCAUUGCUCAGUCAAAAUCCUAGAACUGCGAACAGCACUGUAGGUGUACCUACACCACAUGACUGCAGUGCUUCAAGGGUAGUUAAAGUUUAUUUUUUAAUUCAUUCACAGGAUGAAGCUAUCACUGGCUAGGCUCGCAUUUAUUGGUCAUCCCUAAUUGCCCAGGGCAAUUAAGAAUCAGCCACAUUGCUGUGGAUCUGGAGUCAUAUGUAGGCCAAACCAGGUAAAGAUGGCAGUUUCCUUCCCUCAAGGUCAUUCAUGAACCAGAUAGGCUUUUCCUCAACAAUCGACAAUGGAUUCAUGGUCAUUGUUAGACUCUUAAUUCCAAUUUUUUUUUAAAAAAAAUUAUUGAAUCCAAAUUCCACCAUCUGCCAUGGUAGGGUUCGAACCUAGGUCCCCAGGACAUUACCUAGGUCUCUGAAUUAACAGUCUAUUGAUAAUAUCAGUAGGUCAUCACCUCCCCAUCCAUGGAUGAGCAAGAAAUGCCAUCGAUGCCCGCAUCCCCUGAAGAAUUAAAAUUUCAGAUUGUGUUUCUGUCGUUUUUGUGAGUCUGUAAUUGCAAUUAAAAUCCAUCCCCAGCAAAGUUGACGAGAAAGGCUUCAAAAUCUUUCUGCAUGGGGCCAGGAGAAUUGAAGAUGAUUUGUGUUGCCCAAGGACCACCCCAAUUUUCUGCUACCCCUGUAACCCCUCUCAAAUAACUAGCCACACAACAAGCCUGAUACUACCUGCCCCACUCUCAGUCUUACCUUAGGUAAAAUGUCAGACUUAUUCCAGACAUGUUAUUGCCCUCUGAUCCAGACGGGAAUAUAAUGGAAUAUUCUCCACUGUGCAACAUAUGCAAGUUUGCCCGAAAGCUGGAACUAAAUGUGAACAAUAAACUAAAAGAAUAGACGUCCAACAGACUGCUGGAUGUCUAAUGUGAAGUGACAAUUUCCUUCCAUUUAGAGAUUGAAGAAAUGGUAGCUUGUGGAGAAUCAGAUUUGAUUCCACCAGAACUAAUUGCAAUCCUUAGAGCACAGGAAUGAGCAGGGCACUGGAUUAAGCUAACUAAGCAUUGUGUGUGCCUCCAUUCUUUAACAUACAUGAGGAGUAUUCCUCAGAACAGAGAGUGAGGACACUGUUAUAUUUGUGCUGGUACCAAAAAUUCCAGGAUUCUGCAAGAUGCUUUGGAGAGAAGUUAAGCAGCUCACUCAAAAAGGAUUUUCAAUUGUAGCUUUUCAUCAAAUAUUACUAUAUCUGGGGCCAUCUUGUGGACACUUUGAGGAAUAACAGGUGCUGCACAAAGUCAGCUGUGCGCAAAACACACUCUUUGAAUGUUGGCACAAGUUGGUCCAGCAUUUGGACUGCACUCAGCUGGAUUGAAAUAAUAAAACUAAUUGAAAUUUACAAGAAAGUUUAAGAAUGCUAAUCAGAAUUAUGAGAAAAUGUAAAAAGAAAUGUACAGUAGGAAAUUAAAUUUUAUUAAAUUAAUUAUUAAAGCUAUUCUAUAGAUUAAACUCGUUGAAAGAAGUUCAGUCCAGACUGCAGAUCAAUUGGCAGCUGGAGGCUGUCAUUGUGUGUAACAGUGUUGUAGAUAUUGCGUUCUGAUUCUGUGUCUCUAUAGUUAAUAUAUCGCUGCCUCCAUGUAAAAGCUAUUUUAAAAACUAAAAAAAUUUACAUUUC